Molecule: messenger RNA, 1134 nt
Organism: Plasmodium vivax (malaria parasite P. vivax)
Lineage: Eukaryota; Apicomplexa; Aconoidasida; Haemosporida; Plasmodiidae
Product: protein kinase, putative
Exons: 9
Coding region: 1-1134 (377 amino acids)
Biological process (GO): autophagy; peptidyl-serine phosphorylation
Cellular component (GO): cytoplasm
Molecular function (GO): ATP binding; protein serine/threonine kinase activity
Source: RefSeq, a predicted model, not a curated record
AUGGGGACCACAAUAAGUAAAAGGAAGAACAACUCGGACAAAAACGUAAAAAAUGACUCGUCCGAGAAUAAGAGGCAGAAGAAAAAUGAGGAGCACGACUCAAAUUUGGAGUUUAUAAAAAAAUACAAAAUUAUUAACAAAAUUGGAGACGGUAACUUCUCCAAGGUGUUUUGUUGCAGAGGGGAAAAUAAAAAGAAGUGCGCCAUGAAGCUAAUGUGCUGCCCGUUGAAGAAAACAUCCCAUUACAACUGCUUCAAGAGGGAGUUGUUCAUAAUGAAAACGAUCAAUAAUAAACAUCCCUACAUUGUUAAAAUACUGGACUAUCACGAAAAAAUUUGGAAAAAAUACUACAUCGUGAAGCUAAUCCUGGAGUACUGCGAAGGAGGGAACCUCUUCGAGUAUAUAAAAAUUAACGGCAGUUGCACGCACUCAGAAGCUAGGGUUAUCAUUAUCAAGCUAACCAAAACGAUUCAGUAUAUUAAUUCUUUAAAAAUUAUGCACAGAGAUAUAAAGCCAGAAAAUAUUUUACUUCGAACGAAAGACAAUAUAAAGAGCGUUGUGCUAUCCGAUUUUGGACUGGCCAAGAUAACCCCGUCCAAUCAAGCCGUCGUCAAAAGUCGCUCCGUCUGUGGCAGUGAUUUUUAUCUUGCGCCGGAAAUUAUAAAGAAUAAAGAGUACGGGAUAAAGAUCGACAUAUGGAGCCUGGGCGUCCUCAUUUUUUUCAUAAUAACGGGGAAAGUACCCUUUACUGGGAAAAACGCCAAUGAAUUGUACAACAAUAUUCUGAAGGCCAACAUCCCAGAGCUACUUUCAAAGGAGAAAUCCCUGAAUAUCCAACCAGGCCUGAAAAAUUUACUCGAAAAUAUCCUCGUGCAUGACCCGGAAAAAAGAUUUAGCUGCUCGGACAUUUUGAACCACCGAUGGAUACGGGGAACCCUCACGAGUUGCGAAUUCAAAAUUUUUAACUCCGCCUCGUACAUAAAGAAAUUACGGCUGGACAAAAAAAGGAGCACCACCCAGGACAACGAAUUUAAAGAAAACCAAAUUAAAGACAAGUCCUUCGAAAAGGAAAAGGACUCGUUUGCUAAUAUGAAAAAGAAAUACACCUUCUUCUUAAAAAAAAUAACAAAUUAG